GCAGUGUGAGUGGUUUCCUGGAGGACAGGAGUCGCUGUGAUUUCUUCCUGGUUCCUGCAGCACUUUGUUUUGUUUGGGUGGAUCAGCGCACAGCUCAGCAUGACAGAAACUCUCACUCUGCAGCUGUAGUCACCUUUUUCCUCCACUUUUAAACACCUUGUUACCUGAGAAUAUGUCGUCUGCUGAAGUUUUCACCCCACAGCCUGACUCGGUGAAGACGGACUAGUGAGUUCUCCGUGAUUUCAUCCUGACCUGAGACACCUGUUGCUCCAGUUUCGACACACAGGUGCCACAAAGGGAGCAGCUCCGGGUCGGGGAACACAGUACACUUGAGUUAAUAUCUGAACUGUCUCUGAAGCUAUUGUAGAUUACAGUUAACAUGAAAGUGACGGUAACUUUCGGGGAUACUGCCGUGGUGGUUCCCUGUAAAGCUGGAUGGACAGUCCGGGAUUUAAUCGAUCAGGCGACAAGGAGAUACCGCAGGAUCGUGGAGAAGGAGGUAGGAGGAGAGGGAGAAAAAGAGCUGAGGACAGGAAGAGAUGAAGUGCUCUGGAGGACAGGUUUGAAGGAUGGGGGGACUGCAGUGAAGACCCACCACUUGGAGUACAUGGACGGAGGGAUUCUAGACAUGGACGACAUGCUGAGUGAUCUGGUGGAGGACAGAGACAGGUUGGUGGCGAUGUUCGAUGAAGUCCAGCGCAGCAGGAUGGACAGUCCCAGAGAGAGCAUGUCCAACGGCUUCUCCAGCGCCACCGCCAGCCCCGAGCCCAUCACCUACUAUCCACACCUGGAGUACCUGGAGCCGGACAGAGGGGAGAUCGAAGUCAACGAGGCCAGUCUCAAAGCAAGUCAACCUAGUUCAAAGGCCAAAGCUAGUGACCCUGAGGUUCCUUCACACGGCCGGGCUGCGCCGUCGGGGCUGGGAGCGGUGGGAGGAUUGAUGGAGGCGGAUUUGACCGGAUGGAUACAUGGAGGAGGAUUUAUGGGGCUGACCGCCGGGUAA
Molecule: messenger RNA, 1003 nt
Organism: Notolabrus celidotus (New Zealand spotty)
Lineage: Eukaryota; Metazoa; Chordata; Actinopteri; Labriformes; Labridae
Product: partitioning defective 3 homolog B-like
Exons: 5
Coding region: 380-1003 (207 amino acids)
Biological process (GO): intracellular protein localization; cell adhesion; establishment of cell polarity
Cellular component (GO): adherens junction; apical junction complex; apical plasma membrane
Molecular function (GO): phosphatidylinositol binding
Source: RefSeq, a predicted model, not a curated record